Messenger RNA from Rana temporaria (common frog), 4426 nucleotides. RefSeq names its product RAS related (gene RRAS). The transcript is spliced from 6 exons. Gene Ontology annotation, biological process: signal transduction. The coding region runs from base 133 to 741 and encodes 202 amino acids. Lineage: Eukaryota; Metazoa; Chordata; Amphibia; Anura; Ranidae. The record is from RefSeq and is a predicted model, not a curated record. Gene Ontology annotation, cellular component: plasma membrane. Gene Ontology annotation, molecular function: GTP binding; GDP binding; GTPase activity.
UCAGGAUAGGGCAGGGCCGCCAUUUUUUUGCAGGGACGGACUGUACGGAAAGUUUGUGAGGUGAAAGUUCUCCGUUCUGUGAUUUCUGUAUUCCCGGGACCGAGCACCGAGCACACCACACACCGAGCGACUAUGAGCGCCAAGGAGUCGUCCGCCCCGGUGGAGAAGUACAAGCUGGUGGUGGUGGGGGGAGGAGGAGUGGGCAAGAGCGCCCUCACCAUCCAAUUCAUCCAGUCAUACUUCGUUUCCGAUUAUGAUCCAACCAUUGAGGAUUCCUACACAAAGAUAUGCAGCAUUGAUGGAAAGCAGACGCGAUUGGACAUUCUGGACACAGCCGGACAAGAGGAGUUUGGAGCGAUGAGAGAGCAGUACAUGAGGACGGGAGAAGGUUUUCUCCUUAUAUAUGCAAUUAAUGACAGAGGAAGCUUCAAUGAGAUCAGCAAGUUCCACACGCAGAUCCUCCGCGUUAAAGACCGAGAUGAGUUUCCAAUGAUUCUGGUUGGCAAUAAAGCAGAUUUGGAUCUUCAAAGACAGGUGACCAAAGAGGAAGCCCUGAACUUCGCACGGGAAAACCGAAUUCCUUAUAUGGAAGCCUCAGCCAAGAUCCGACUAAACGUAGAUGAGUCUUUCCAUGAGCUGGUCAGGGCAAUCAGAAAAUUUCAAGAAUCUGAGAGCCCACCAACCCCAGCUGUUAACCCCAAGAAGAAAGAAUCCAAGAGCUGCCCAUGUGUGAUCCUGUAACCAUUUGGCCCAUGACCCGCCCCAGAUGGCCUCAACAGAGACACAGCAAAAGGAUGGGAAAGUUUAAGCCACUUGUGGAUAGCACGCAGCGUUUAUGCCAUCAGCCUGCCCAUGAUUGGUCCCUGAUCCAGGCCAAUCCUGCUGAAACCUGGAGACAUCACAUUACUUUCUCCCACCAUGCUGGGCAGCAGCUGUGAAGGCAGCGGGGACAGAUGCUUUAUUCUACUACAAAGAAAUGCAGUUUGCACACACUCCCUUCAUCUGUGCCGAUGCUUCAAUAUUUUUUAUUUUAUUUUUAAUGCUGGGAAUCUGCAUGUAAAUGUAUAUUCUGUAUAUAUAUUUUAUAUAUUAUGUUUAUUUUAGUGUUCCACAAGCUUUAUGUACGUGCUGAACUUGCGUACUGGAGAGACUAUUGGAGAUUCUCCUACAUAUUAUUAUCUGAGAUCUAUCCUAAAGACACACUUUUUUUUUUUUUCAUAGCAUUUGUUUCCCUUUAGGGCCAGUCCACUCAAACCAGUAUUUUAGUUAUAGGUGGGUGUUCAUGAGCUGGAUCACCCAUAAGUGUUUUAUAUUCAUGGGAACUCCAGUGCUGUGGUCUCUGCAUUGGUGGUUUUAGCGGUGUCCUUCCGGUGCAGCCAUGAUUGUGGCUGUUUACUUUGAGACCCCCUAAGACAGGUGGGCUGAAAAUGCCAGAUUCUGACCAGUGUUUUCCGAAAAGCAAAAAAGUCUGUCAUUGGGUGGACUGACCCUUUAAUUACUUUGUUAGCGGUAAUGGUUGACUGUAUUAUUUUUUUGUAUUUUUGCUUCUCACUGCCUCUUUACCUAGCAGUGUCAGUUACACUACAAAAUGGCUAAAACUAGAUUGUGUUGUCAAUUCUUGAUCUACAUGUUUCUUUGCUGGUGGUGAAAUAGACCUACUUAAUACAUGUUUUAUUGGAGGAUGGUUGUUUGUUUCCUAUUUUCAUCUGCCUUGUUUUGGUUCUUGUACGUAUAAGAUAGAAGAAGUUUAAUUCUUGCCAAUGUAAAAGGAUUAAAUGAUGGCGUAAAAUAUAAUGUAAGUGGCUAUGGGCCACCACACUGAAGCAAAGGACUAAAACUUGAGCCUGUGCCAAAAAUGCAAACUAUCAUUAAAUACUUUAGUUGUCAGUAACUGAAAAAGGAUCAGCUGCAGGCAGCCUACAACCACGUGUAGUUCCAUGCUGUGUCUGUCUGGUGAUGGUCAUCUUAGAGUAGCAGGGUUGGUUCCUCAUAUUGGAGCUGCCCCCUGAUGACUUAUGGGGUUAAGACCCAGAAGUGGUAGCAGAGAAGCACAAACAGGGAGAUCUUGCACUACAAGUCCUUGGGUACAGCUUCCUCUUCUGCGAGGAGAACACUGGGCAGUACAGUGAUUACCAGUGGUAAUUUUUUGGCCAAUUGCGGCCAACAGUGCACUUACCCCAUCCAUGGCAGGCAAUCGCAGCGUCUCCUUUCAGCCAGUCGGGAAAUGGGUCUCAGGCCCACUUCACGAUGGGCGGAGAGAAGAUUCAUUGUGAGACUAGUGAAUAUUCAUUCACUAUUCUCACACACCUAUUUUAAAGCCUCUGGUUCUAAUCUGUGCUUUAAAAAAAAAAAACACCCAGCCUGCACCGAAAUUCAAGAUGCCGGAUGCAUGCGGGGUGUGCAUGGCGGUCUCCUUAAUGGACAGGCCACCCCUGGUGAUAUCACUAGAUCAGCCUAGACGUCAGCAGAAUAGUGCCUUGGAUGGACCUCACACUGAAGAUUAUAUAUAGUUUUAAGGCUACAGUUGCAGGUAGUCCAGUAUUACUUUUUAGAAGAAUUCCAAGAAGAAAAGUAAAUCUUCAAGGGUUUCUCCCUCUAACAUGUCACCUUUUUGUUUUUUGAGUUGUGGUCCACUUUAAUCCUCUGUGUUUUGAAUAUUCUGUGAGCAGUUUAGUUCGCUAUUACAAAAAACGUCUGGACUGGCACAAGUAUAUAAGCUGUAUAAAAAGAUCUUGCAGCAGGAAUAGGGAUUUAUGUAAACCUAUUCAAAUUCACCCUGUAAUGAAGAAAAGUGUGUAAGCCAUAAGAUUGGCAGAGCUGGAGUGGUAGAACCUUUAAGUAUAUGAACAGUUGAUAUUUUCUCCUGUAAUAUUAAAUAGGAGCUAUAAAAAGAUGACCAGAUUAUAGGUCCAAAUUGGUUUGAAUAUCGCAUUAACGCUCUAGGAUGAAGGUUUGGUACGUGUAGAGGGGCAAGCACAAUUUCUAUAUAACUUUUUAGCUGCUGCUAAUUUUGACGUGGUUUACAGUGAUGUUUAAUGUGCUGUUUAUGCAUCCAUUUUGUCUAUAAGAUUUAGUUGCGUAGGUUUGUGACAUGUUUUUACUUUUGGGGAACACUCCACAUAUGCAAGAACUUGAUGGAAUUCCCCAAAUCAUCCUAGUUUUUGGGUGUUUCAUUACAUAUUUGUAUCUUUCUUGGCAGAUGACACAUUUUUCUGUGUAACACUAUAAAAACUUCACAUCUGCAGUCCAGGGGAAAGGGAGUUCAGUGAAACACACCUCUAAUGCCUUAAAGACAUCAGCAUUCCUUUAUUAACACUCAACAGCAUCAGCUUCAAUGAGCCUUCAGCAGAUUUCUUGAAGCCAUCAAAACGGCAUUCAACUCCUGUCUCAAAUGUUAUAUACCAGAUAAUGUGAGUUCUGGCUGUAGAUUUUAACCUAAGCUGUAGCACACUACUUAAAGCGUGGUUGAAAUAUGUGGACAUUCCUAUUAACAUAAGCUUGGUCAGAGAAAAAGUAGCUUGUCCUUGUUAAAGCGGAGCUCCACCCAAGGAAGGGUACCCUGCUCCCACUUCCGGGUAAUAUUGGUGAUCUAUAACAUUUCCAGCCCUGCUUUCUUCCCACACCUGCUGCCAUCUGGGCUACACACAGGUUUCCAGAAGAUGGCAUGACCACUCAAAGUGUAAUGCGACUCGCACAUGGGAAACUAGCGGCCUUGCUGCCGGUUUCCCUUAUGUACAAUGCCUGCACCCAAAGCUGAUUGACAAAUCGGCUUGGGGUGCUGACAUUGUGAGAUCCCAGGCCAGGGAAUUGUCCUUUUAUAUUAAAAGUCAGCUACAGUAAUUGCUCUUUCUUACACCUUUUACAGUAUUUGUAGCAGCUGAAUUUUAAUUAUUUUCUGUUCUUGACUGGAGUGCCACUUUAAUGUCGUCCUAGCAGUACAGGUUGCCUGGCUGUCUCUGGCUUUAGUUCUUAAUGAGAGAACAAGUGUUAAGACCAGAGCACUUCAAGCUUUGGUAUUGAAGUCAAUGGAUUACCAUUGUAGCCACUUAUUAUGUGGCCCAGCAAUGGUAGCCAGCAUAUCCUCUUAUGGCCUGUACACACGAUCAGAAAAUUGUACGAAAACUAUCACUUUUUGAAGUGAAGGUAGAAUGAUCUGAUUGUUAGUACACCGCAUUUGAGAGCCGGUCAUGACAGUUUAUCCGCUGGGACAAGCACAAAAAUGUUUCUUGUAUGAUACAGUACAGUUGAAAACAAAAUACAACACACAUGCACUACAAUACAUUACAUAAUUUCUGAAUUUUUAUUCUGUUGACUUUGGUAAACUCUUAAUUUUCAUUGUCUGAUAAUCGCAUCCUGUGUACCAGGCGUUAAGAAUGAACUUACUUAAAACAUAUUUCAUGGCAAAAUAAAAAAUAUACUCCGUAAA